AUUUUCUGCAAUGCAAUUUGUAUAUAUACCAUGGAUUUCAAAGUCAAAUCAUUCAAUACAUUUUUGUAAUUCAAACAAAGUGUUGGAAAGUUAAUUUUUAAAAACAAAAAAAUCAUGAAAUUUUUAAUGAAAAUUUUACUUCCGGUGGUUCUUGUUGGCCUGUUUAAAGCAAACGCUUACGAGCAUUCAAAUCAAGCUGUGUGGUAUGAUGCUGAUGACGAGUGCUCACUUGAUCGUCAAUCACCAAUUGAAUUGAAUUAUCAUGAUGCUCACGAAAGCUCUGGCAUUCACCCAAUUUCCUUCAACAAUUAUAAUAUACCCUAUAUAACACCCUCUCGGAUAAAAAAUAACGGUCAUUCCGCCGAUUUGCAAUUUUCUAUGAGCAAUGUAGCUACAAUAUCAGGAGGACCAUUGCACAAUGACAUUUAUAUAGCCGAAUCCCUACAUUUCCACUGGGGAUCAGGCGAUAAUCAUGGCUCCGAACAUGUGGUUGGCUAUCUGCGUUACUCAAUGGAAAUGCAUAUUGUUCAUCGUAACAUGAAGUAUCCUACCGUUUCAGAGGCAGCACAACACUCAGAUGGUUUGGCGGUAUUGGGUGUAUUUUAUAAUGUUGAGCCCUCUGCAAAUAACUUUGAAGGCUUGAGUAAAAUUGAUGAAGCUUUGGGUGCCAUUCAACAAUACAAUAGUUCCACUUUGGUGAAUAACUUAAUCUUAGACAGAUUAUUUGAUGAUAUUGACAGAGAUGAGUUCUUCACCUAUAAGGGAUCUUUGACUACACCACCUUGUUCUCGGGCCGUUACCUGGAUUGUAUUCCCAGAACCUAUUGCCAUUUCUACACAACAAAUCCAAGGUUUCCGUUCAUUGUAUGAUAGUAAUGGAGAGCCAUUGGUAAAUAAUUAUCGUUUCUUACAAGCCAAGGGUACACGUCAAGUAUUUUUCCGCUCCAACAAUGAACUUUAAAUAUGAAAGAAGAAAUUUAAUGUUAUUUAUGACAAAAGCUGCAAUAUCUUAACUACUUUUAAAUAAAAUAUUUUAUCAAAAAAA
This is a messenger RNA of Lucilia sericata (common green bottle fly), 1044 nucleotides long. RefSeq names its product carbonic anhydrase 2-like. The transcript is spliced from 4 exons. Gene Ontology annotation, molecular function: zinc ion binding; carbonate dehydratase activity. Lineage: Eukaryota; Metazoa; Arthropoda; Insecta; Diptera; Calliphoridae. The record is from RefSeq and is a predicted model, not a curated record. The coding region runs from base 115 to 960 and encodes 281 amino acids. Gene Ontology annotation, cellular component: cytoplasm.